CUGGGUGGGUGGGGAACGCAGCUGGGUGGGUGGGGAACGCAGCUGGGUGGGUGGGGAACGCAGCUGGGUGGGUGGGGAACGCAGCUGGGUGGGUGGGGAACGCAGCUGGGUGGGUGGGGAACGCAGCUGGGUGGGUGGGGAACGCAGCUGGGUGGGUGGGGAACGCAGCUGGGUGGGUGCGGAACGCAGCUGGGUGGGUGGGGAACGCAGCUGGGUGGGUGGGGAACGCAGCUGGGUGGGUGGGGAACGCAGCUGGGUGGGUGGGGAACGCAGCUGGGUGGGUGGGGAACGCAGCUGGGUGGGUGGGGAACGCAGCUGGGUGGGUGGGGAACGCAGCUGGGUGGGUGGGGAACGCAGCUGGGUGGGUGGGGAACGCAGCUGGGUGGGUGGGGAACGCAGCUGGGUGGGUGGGGAACGCAGCUGGGUGGGUGGGGAACGCAGCUGGGUGGGUGGGGAACGCAGCUGGGUGGGUGGGGAACGCAGCUGGGUGGGUGGGGAACGCAGCUGGGUGGGUGGGGAACGCAGCUGGGUGGGUGGGGAACGCAGCUGGGUGGGUGGGGAACGCAGCUGGGUGGGUGCGGAACGCAGCUGGGUGGGUGCGGAACGCAGCUGGGUGGGUGGGAACGCAGCUGGGUGGCUGGGUGGGUGGGAACGCAGCUGGGUGGGUGGGGAACGCAGCUGGGUGGGUGGGGAACGCAGCUGGGUGGGUGGGGAACGCAGCUGGGUGGGUGGGGAACGCAGCUGGGUGGGUGGGGAACGCAGCUGGGUGGGUGGGGAACGCAGCUGGGUGGGUGGGGAACGCAGCUGGGUGGGUGGGGAACGCAGCUGGGUGGGUGGGGAACGCAGCUGGGUGGGUGGGGAACGCAGCUGGGUGGGUGGGGAACGCAGCUGGGUGGGUGGGGAACGCAGCUGGGUGGGUGGGGAACGCAGCUGGGUGGGUGGGGAACGCAGCUGGGUGGGUGGGGAACGCAGCUGGGUGGGUGGGGAACGCAGCUGGGUGGGUGGGGAACGCAGCUGGGUGGGUGGGGAACGCAGCUGGGUGGGUGGGGAACGCAGCUGGGUGGGUGGGGAACGCAGCUGGGUGGGUGGGGAACGCAGCUGGGUGGGUGGGGAACGCAGCUGGGUGGGUGGGGAACGCAGCUGGGUGGGUGGGGAACGCAGCUGGGUGGGUGGGAACGCAGCUGGGUGGCUGGGUGGGUGGGAACGCAGCUGGGUGGGUGGGGAACGCAGCUGGGUGGGUGGGGAACGCAGCUGGGUGGGUGGGAACGCAGCUGGGUGGGUGGGGAACGCAGCUGGGUGGGUGCGGAACGCAGCUGGGUGGGUGCGGAACGCAGCUGGGUGGGUGGGGAACGCAGCUGGGUGGGUGGGGAACGCAGCUGGGUGGGUGGGGAACGCAGCUGGGUGGGUGGGAACGCAGCUGGGUGGGUGGGAACGCAGCUGGGUGGGUGGGGAACGCAGCUGGGUGGGUGGGGAACGCAGCUGGGUGGGUGGGGAACGCAGCUGGGUGGGUGGGGAACGCAGCUGGGUGGGUGGGGAACGCAGCUGGGUGGGUGGGGAACGCAGCUGGGUGGGUGGGGAACGCAGCUGGGUGGGUGGGGAACGCAGCUGGGUGGGUGGGGAACGCAGCUGGGUGGGUGGGGAACGCAGCUGGGUGGGUGGGGAACGCAGCUGGGUGGGUGGGGAACGCAGCUGGGUGGGUGGGGAACGCAGCUGGGUGGGUGGGGAACGCAGCUGGGUGGGUGGGGAACGCAGCUGGGUGGGUGGGGAACGCAGCUGGGUGGGUGGGGAACGCAGCUGGGUGGGUGGGGAACGCAGCUGGGUGGGUGGGGAACGCAGCUGGGUGGGUGGGGAACGCAGCUGGGUGGGUGGGGAACGCAGCUGGGUGGGUGGGGAACGCAGCUGGGUGGGUGGGGAACGCAGCUGGGUGGGUGGGGAACGCAGCUGGGUGGGUGGGGAACGCAGCUGGGUGGGUGGGGAACGCAGCUGGGUGGGUGGGGAACGCAGCUGGGUGGGUGGGGAACGCAGCUGGGUGGGUGGGGAACGCAGCUGGGUGGGUGGGGAACGCAGCUGGGUGGGUGGGGAACGCAGCUGGGUGGGUGGGGAACGCAGCUGGGUGGGUGGGGAACGCAGCUGGGUGGGUGGGGAACGCAGCUGGGUGGGUGGGGAACGCAGCUGGGUGGGUGGGGAACGCAGCUGGGUGGGUGGGGAACGCAGCUGGGUGGGUGGGGAACGCAGCUGGGUGGGUGGGGAACGCAGCUGGGUGGGUGGGGAACGCAGCUGGGUGGGUGGGGAACGCAGCUGGGUGGGUGGGGAACGCAGCUGGGUGGGUGGGAACGCAGCUGGGUGGGUGGGGAACGCAGCUGGGUGGGUGGGGAACGCAGCUGGGUGGGUGGGGAACGCAGCUGGGUGGGUGGGGAACGCAGCUGGGUGGGUGGGGAACGCAGCUGGGUGGGUGGGGAACGCAGCUGGGUGGGUGGGGAACGCAGCUGGGUGGGUGGGGAACGCAGCUGGGUGGGUGGGGAACGCAGCUGGGUGGGUGGGGAACGCAGCUGGGUGGGUGGGGAACGCAGCUGGGUGGGUGGGGAACGCAGCUGGGUGGGUGGGGAACGCAGCUGGGUGGGUGGGGAACGCAGCUGGGUGGGUGGGGAACGCAGCUGGGUGGGUGGGGAACGCAGCUGGGUGGGUGGGGAACGCAGCUGGGUGGGUGGGGAACGCAGCUGGGUGGGUGGGGAACGCAGCUGGGUGGGUGGGAACGCAGCUGGGUGGGUGGGGAACGCAGCUGGGUGGGUGGGAACGCAGCUGGGUGGGUGGGGAACGCAGCUGGGUGGGUGGGGAACGCAGCUGGGUGGGUGGGGAACGCAGCUGGGUGGGUGGGGAACGCAGCUGGGUGGGUGGGGAACGCAGCUGGGUGGGUGGGGAACGCAGCUGGGUGGGUGGGGAACGCAGCUGGGUGGGUGGGGAACGCAGCUGGGUGGGUGGGGAACGCAGCUGGGUGGGUGGGGAACGCAGCUGGGUGGGUGGGGAACGCAGCUGGGUGGGUGGGGAACGCAGCUGGGUGGGUGGGGAACGCAGCUGGGUGGGUGGGGAACGCAGCUGGGUGGGUGCGGAACGCAGCUGGGUGGGUGGGGAACGCAGCUGGGUGGGUGGGGAACGCAGCUGGGUGGGUGGGGAACGCAGCUGGGUGGGUGGGGAACGCAGCUGGGUGGGUGGGGAACGCAGCUGGGUGGGUGGGGAACGCAGCUGGGUGGGUGCGGAACGCAGCUGGGUGGGUGGGGAACGCAGCUGGGUGGGUGGGAACGCAGCUGGGUGGGUGGGAACGCAGCUGGGUGGGUGGGAACGCAGCUGGGUGGGUGCGGAACGCAGCUGGGUGGGUGGGGAACGCAGCUGGGUGGGUGGGGAACGCAGCUGGGUGGGUGGGGAACGCAGCUGGGUGGGUGGGGAACGCAGCUGGGUGGGUGGGGAACGCAGCUGGGUGGGUGGGGAACGCAGCUGGGUGGGUGGGGAACGCAGCUGGGUGGGUGGGGAACGCAGCUGGGUGGGUGGGGAACGCAGCUGGGUGGGUGGGGAACGCAGCUGGGUGGGUGGGGAACGCAGCUGGGUGGGUGGGGAACGCAGCUGGGUGGGUGGGGAACGCAGCUGGGUGGGUGGGGAACGCAGCUGGGUGGGUGGGGAACGCAGCUGGGUGGGUGGGGAACGCAGCUGGGUGGGUGGGGAACGCAGCUGGGUGGGUGGGGAACGCAGCUGGGUGGGUGGGGAACGCAGCUGGGUGGGUGGGGAACGCAGCUGGGUGGGUGGGGAACGCAGCUGGGUGGGUGGGGAACGCAGCUGGGUGGGUGGGGAACGCAGCUGGGUGGGUGGGGAACGCAGCUGGGUGGGUGGGGAACGCAGCUGGGUGGGUGGGGAACGCAGCUGGGUGGGUGGGGAACGCAGCUGGGUGGGUGGGGAACGCAGCUGGGUGGGUGGGGAACGCAGCUGGGUGGGUGGGGAACGCAGCUGGGUGGGUGGGGAACGCAGCUGGGUGGGUGGGGAACGCAGCUGGGUGGGUGGGGAACGCAGCUGGGUGGGUGGGGAACGCAGCUGGGUGGGUGGGGAACGCAGCUGGGUGGGUGGGGAACGCAGCUGGGUGGGUGGGGAACGCAGCUGGGUGGGUGGGGAACGCAGCUGGGUGGGUGGGGAACGCAGCUGGGUGGGUGGGGAACGCAGCUGGGUGGGUGGGGAACGCAGCUGGGUGGGUGGGGAACGCAGCUGGGUGGGUGGGGAACGCAGCUGGGUGGGUGCGGAACGCAGCUGGGUGGGUGGGGAACGCAGCUGGGUGGGUGGGGAACGCAGCUGGGUGGGUGGGAACGCAGCUGGGUGGGUGGGGAACGCAGCUGGGUGGGUGGGGAACGCAGCUGGGUGGGUGGGGAACGCAGCUGGGUGGGUGGGGAACGCAGCUGGGUGGGUGGGGAACGCAGCUGGGUGGCUGGGUGGGUGGGAACGCAGCUGGGUGGGUGGGGAACGCAGCUGGGUGGGUGGGGAACGCAGCUGGGUGGGUGGGGAACGCAGCUGGGUGGGUGGGGAACGCAGCUGGGUGGGUGGGGAACGCAGCUGGGUGGGUGGGGAACGCAGCUGGGUGGGUGGGGAACGCAGCUGGGUGGGUGCGGAACGCAGCUGGGUGGGUGGGAACGCAGCUGGGUGGGUGGGGAACGCAGCUGGGUGGGUGGGGAACGCAGCUGGGUGGGUGGGGAACGCAGCUGGGUGGGUGGGGAACGCAGCUGGGUGGGUGGGGAACGCAGCUGGGUGGGUGGGAACGCAGCUGGGUGGGUGGGGAACGCAGCUGGGUGGGUGGGGAACGCAGCUGGGUGGGUGGGGAACGCAGCUGGGUGGGUGGGGAACGCAGCUGGGUGGGUGGGGAACGCAGCUGGGUGGGUGGGGAACGCAGCUGGGUGGGUGGGGAACGCAGCUGGGUGGGUGGGGAACGCAGCUGGGUGGGUGGGAACGCAGCUGGGUGGGUGGGGAACGCAGCUGGGUGGGUGGGGAACGCAGCUGGGUGGGUGGGGAACGCAGCUGGGUGGGUGGGGAACGCAGCUGGGUGGGUGGGGAACGCAGCUGGGUGGGUGGGGAACGCAGCUGGGUGGGUGGGGAACGCAGCUGGGUGGGUGGGGAACGCAGCUGGGUGGGUGGGGAACGCAGCUGGGUGGGUGGGGAACGCAGCUGGGUGGGUGGGGAACGCAGCUGGGUGGGUGGGGAACGCAGCUGGGUGGGUGGGGAACGCAGCUGGGUGGGUGGGGAACGCAGCUGGGUGGGUGGGGAACGCAGCUGGGUGGGUGGGGAACGCAGCUGGGUGGGUGGGGAACGCAGCUGGGUGGGUGGGGAACGCAGCUGGGUGGGUGGGGAACGCAGCUGGGUGGGUGGGGAACGCAGCUGGGUGGGUGGGGAACGCAGCUGGGUGGGUGGGGAACGCAGCUGGGUGGGUGGGGAACGCAGCUGGGUGGGUGGGGAACGCAGCUGGGUGGGUGGGGAACGCAGCUGGGUGGGUGGGGAACGCAGCUGGGUGGGUGGGGAACGCAGCUGGGUGGGUGGGGAACGCAGCUGGGUGGGUGGGGAACGCAGCUGGGUGGGUGGGGAACGCAGCUGGGUGGGUGGGGAACGCAGCUGGGUGGGUGGGGAACGCAGCUGGGUGGGUGGGGAACGCAGCUGGGUGGGUGGGGAACGCAGCUGGGUGGGUGGGGAACGCAGCUGGGUGGGUGGGGAACGCAGCUGGGUGGGUGGGGAACGCAGCUGGGUGGGUGGGGAACGCAGCUGGGUGGGUGGGGAACGCAGCUGGGUGGGUGGGGAACGCAGCUGGGUGGGUGGGGAACGCAGCUGGGUGGGUGGGGAACGCAGCUGGGUGGGUGGGGAACGCAGCUGGGUGGGUGGGGAACGCAGCUGGGUGGGUGGGGAACGCAGCUGGGUGGGUGGGGAACGCAGCUGGGUGGGUGGGGAACGCAGCUGGGUGGGUGGGGAACGCAGCUGGGUGGGUGGGGAACGCAGCUGGGUGGGUGGGGAACGCAGCUGGGUGGGUGGGGAACGCAGCUGGGUGGGUGGGGAACGCAGCUGGGUGGGUGGGAACGCAGCUGGGUGGGUGGGGAACGCAGCUGGGUGGGUGCGGAACGCAGCUGGGUGGGUGGGGAACGCAGCUGGGUGGGUGGGGAACGCAGCUGGGUGGGUGGGGAACGCAGCUGGGUGGGUGGGGAACGCAGCUGGGUGGGUGGGGAACGCAGCUGGGUGGGUGGGGAACGCAGCUGGGUGGGUGGGAACGCAGCUGGGUGGGUGGGGAACGCAGCUGGGUGGGUGGGAACGCAGCUGGGUGGGUGGGGAACGCAGCUGGGUGGGUGCGGAACGCAGCUGGGUGGGUGGGAACGCAGCUGGGUGGGUGCGGAACGCAGCUGGGUGGGUGGGGAACGCAGCUGGGUGGGUGGGGAACGCAGCUGGGUGGGUGCGGAACGCAGCUGGGUGGGUGGGGAACGCAGCUGGGUGGGUGGGGAACGCAGCUGGGUGGGUGGGAACGCAGCUGGGUGGGUGGGAACGCAGCUGGGUGGGUGCGGAACGCAGCUGGGUGGGUGGGGAACGCAGCUGGGUGGGUGGGAACGCAGCUGGGUGGGUGCGGAACGCAGCUGGGUGGGUGGGAACGCAGCUGGGUGGGUGGGGAACGCAGCUGGGUGGGUGCGGAACGCAGCUGGGUGGGUGGGGAACGCAGCUGGGUGGGUGGGGAACGCAGCUGGGUGGGUGCGGAACGCAGCUGGGUGGGUGGGGAACGCAGCUGGGUGGGUGGGGAACGCAGCUGGGUGGGUGGGGAACGCAGCUGGGUGGGUGCGGAACGCAGCUGGGUGGGUGGGGAACGCAGCUGGGUGGGUGCGGAACGCAGCUGGGUGGGUGGGGAACGCAGCUGGGUGGGUGGGGAACGCAGCUGGGUGGGUGGGGAACGCAGCUGGGUGGGUGGGGAACGCAGCUGGGUGGGUGGGGAACGCAGCUGGGUGGGUGGGGAACGCAGCUGGGUGGGUGGGAACGCAGCUGGGUGGGUGGGGAACGCAGCUGGGUGGGUGGGGAACGCAGCUGGGUGGGUGGGGAACGCAGCUGGGUGGGUGGGGAACGCAGCUGGGUGGGUGGGGAACGCAGCUGGGUGGGUGGGGAACGCAGCUGGGUGGGUGGGGAACGCAGCUGGGUGGGUGGGGAACGCAGCUGGGUGGGUGCGGAACGCAGCUGGGUGGGUGGGGAACGCAGCUGGGUGGGUGCGGAACGCAGCUGGGUGGGUGGGGAACGCAGCUGGGUGGGUGGGGAACGCAGCUGGGUGGGUGGGGAACGCAGCUGGGUGGGUGGGGAACGCAGCUGGGUGGGUGCGGAACGCAGCUGGGUGGGUGGGGAACGCAGCUGGGUGGGUGGGGAACGCAGCUGGGUGGGUGCGGAACGCAGCUGGGUGGGUGGGGAACGCAGCUGGGUGGGUGGGGAACGCAGCUGGGUGGGUGCGGAACGCAGCUGGGUGGGUGGGGAACGCAGCUGGGUGGGUGGGGAACGCAGCUGGGUGGGUGCGGAACGCAGCUGGGUGGGUGCGGAACGCAGCUGGGUGGGUGCGGAACGCAGCUGGGUGGGUGGGGAACGCAGCUGGGUGGGUGCGGAACGCAGCUGGGUGGGUGGGGAACGCAGCUGGGUGGGUGGGGAACGCAGCUGGGUGGGUGGGGAACGCAGCUGGGUGGGUGCGGAACGCAGCUGGGUGGGUGGGGAACGCAGCUGGGUGGGUGCGGAACGCAGCUGGGUGGGUGCGGAACGCAGCUGGGUGGGUGCGGAACGCAGCUGGGUGGGUGGGGAACGCAGCUGGGUGGGUGCGGAACGCAGCUGGGUGGGUGCGGAACGCAGCUGGGUGGGUGGGGAACGCAGCUGGGUGGGUGGGGAACGCAGCUGGGUGGGUGGGGAACGCAGCUGGGUGGGUGCGGAACGCAGCUGGGUGGGUGGGGGAACGCAGCUGGGUGGGUGCGGAACGCAGCUGGGUGGGUGGGGAACGCAGCUGGGUGGGUGGGGAACGCAGCUGGGUGGGUGGGAACGCAGCUGGGUGGGUGCGGAACGCAGCUGGGUGGGUGCGGAACGCAGCUGGGUGGGUGCGGAACGCAGCUGGGUGGGUGGGGGAACGCAGCUGGGUGGGUGGGGAACGCAGCUGGGUGGGUGGGGAACGCAGCUGGGUGGGUGGGGAACGCAGCUGGGUGGGUGGGAACGCAGCUGGGUGGGUGCGGGAACGCAGCUGGGUGGGUGGGAACGCAGCUGGGUGGGGCGGAACGCAGCUGGGUGGGUGGGGAACGCAGCUGGGUGGGUGCGGAACGCAGCUGGGUGGGUGGGGAACGCAGCUGGGUGGGUGGGGAACGCAGCUGGGUGGGUGGGGAACGCAGCUGGGUGGGUGCGGAACGCAGCUGGGUGGGUGGGGAACGCAGCUGGGUGGGUGCGGAACGCAGCUGGGUGGGUGCGGAACGCAGCUGGGUGGGUGCGGAACGCAGCUGGGUGGGUGCGGAACGCAGCUGGGUGGGUGCGGAACGCAGCUGGGUGGGUGGGGAACGCAGCUGGGUGGGUGGGAACGCAGCUGGGUGGGUGGGAACGCAGCUGGGUGGGUGGGGAACGCAGCUGGGUGGGUGGGGAACGCAGCUGGGUGGGUGCGGAACGCAGCUGGGUGGGUGGGGAACGCAGCUGGGUGGGUGGGGAACGCAGCUGGGUGGGUGGGGAACGCAGCUGGGUGGGUGCGGAACGCAGCUGGGUGGGUGGGGAACGCAGCUGGGUGGGUGGGGAACGCAGCUGGGUGGGUGCGGAACGCAGCUGGGUGGGUGGGGAACGCAGCUGGGUGGGUGCGGAACGCAGCUGGGUGGGUGGGGAACGCAGCUGGGUGGGUGGGAACGCAGCUGGGUGGGUGCGGAACGCAGCUGGUGGGUGGGGAACGCAGCUGGGGGGUGGGGAACGCAGCUGGGUGGGUGCGGAACGCAGCUGGGUGGGUGGGGAACGCAGCUGGGUGGUGCGGAACGCAGCUGGGUGGGUGCGGAACGCAGCUGGGUGGGUGCGGAACGCAGCUGGGUGGGUGGGGAACGCAGCUGGGUGGGUGGGGAACGCAGCUGGGUGGGUGCGGAACGCAGCUGGGUGGGUGGGGAACGCAGCUGGGUGGGUGCGGAACGCAGCUGGGUGGGUGGGGAACGCAGCUGGGUGGGUGCGGAACGCAGCUGGGUGUGGGUGGGAACGCAGCUGGGUGGGUGCGGAACGCAGCUGGGUGGGUGCGGAACGCAGCUGGGUGGGUGCGGAACGCAGCUGGGUGGGUGGGAACGCAGCUGGGUGGGUGCGGAACGCAGCUGGGUGGGUGCGGAACGCAGCUGGGUGGGUGGGGAACGCAGCUGGGUGGGUGCGGAACGCAGCUGGGUGGGUGGGAACGCAGCUGGGUGGGUGCGGAACGCAGCUGGGUGGGUGGGGAACGCAGCUGGGUGGGUGCGGAACGCAGCUGGGGGGUUGGGGAACGCAGCUGGGUGGGUGCGGAACGCAGCUGGGUGGGUGCGGAACGCAGCUGGGUGGGUGCGGAACGCAGCUGGUGGGUGCGGAACGCAGCUGGGUGGGUGCGGAACGCAGCUGGGUGGGUGGGAACGCAGCUGGGUGGGUGGGGAACGCAGCUGGGUGGGUGGGGAACGCAGCUGGGUGGGUGGGAACGCAGCUGGUGGGUGCGGAACGCAGCUGGGUGGGUGCGGAACGCAGCUGGGUGGGUGGGGAACGCAGCUGGGUGGGUGCGGAACGCAGCUGGGUGGGUGGGGAACGCAGCUGGGUGGGUGCGGAACGCAGCUGGGUGGGUGGGGAACGCAGCUGGGUGGGUGCGGAACGCAGCUGGGUGGGUGGGGAACGCAGCUGGGUGGGUGCGGAACGCAGCUGGGUGGGUGGGGAACGCAGCUGGGUGGGUGCGGAACGCAGCUGGGUGGGUGCGGAACGCAGCUGGGUGGGUGGGGAACGCAGCUGGGUGGGUGCGGAACGCAGCUGGGUGGGUGCGGAACGCAGCUGGGUGGGUGGGGAACGCAGCUGGGUGGGUGGGGAACGCAGCUGGGUGGGUGGGGAAACGCAGCUGGGUGGGUGGGGAACGCAGCUGGGUGGGUGGGGAACGCAGCUGGGUGGGUGCGGAACGCAGCUGGGUGGGUGCGGAACGCAGCUGGUGGGUGCGGAACGCAGCUGGGUGGGGCGGAACGCAGCUGGGUGGGUGGGGAACGCAGCUGGGUGGGUGGGGAACGCAGCUGGGUGGGUGGGGAACGCAGCUGGGGGUGUGGGAACGCAGCUGGGUGGGUGGGAACGCAGCUGGGUGGGUGCGGAACGCAGCUGGGUGGGUGCGGAACGCAGCUGGGUGGGUGGGGAACGCAGCUGGGUGGGUGCGGAACGCAGCUGGGUGGGUGGGGAACGCAGCUGGGUGGGUGCGGAACGCAGCUGGGGUGGUGGGGAACGCAGCUGGGUGGGUGCGGAACGCAGCUGGGUGGGUGGGGAACGCAGCUGGGUGGGUGCGGAACGCAGCUGGGUGGGUGGGGAACGCAGCUGGGUGGGUGGGGAACGCAGCUGGGUGGGUGCGGAACGCAGCUGGUGGGUGGGGGAACGCAGCUGGGUGGGUGCGGAACGCAGCUGGGUGGGUGCGGAACGCAGCUGGGUGGGUGCGGAACGCAGCUGGGUGGGUGCGGAACGCAGCUGGGUGGGUGGGGAACGCAGCUGGGUGGGUGCGGAACGCAGCUGGGUGGGUGGGGAACGCAGCUGGGUGGGUGGCGGAACGCAGCUGGGUGGGUGGGGAACGCAGCUGGGUGGGUGCGGAACGCAGCUGGGUGGGUGGGGAACGCAGCUGGGUGGGUGCGGAACGCAGCUGGGUGGGUGCGGAACGCAGCUGGGUGGGUGCGGAACGCAGCUGGGUGGGUGGGGAACGCAGCUGGGUGGGUGCGGAACGCAGCUGGGUGGGUGCGGAACGCAGCUGGGUGGGUGGGAACGCAGCUGGGUGGGUGCGGAACGCAGCUGGGUGGGUGGGGAACGCAGCUGGGUGGGUGCGGAACGCAGCUGGGUGGGUGGGGAACGCAGCUGGGUGGGUGCGGAACGCAGCUGGGUGGGUGGGGAACGCAGCUGGGUGGGUGCGGAACGCAGCUGGGUGGGUGCGGAACGCAGCUGGGUGGGUGGGGAACGCAGCUGGGUGGUGGGGGAACGCAGCUGGGUGGGUGCGGAACGCAGCUGGGGGUGGGAACGCAGCGGGGUGGGUGGGGAACGCAGCUGGGUGGGUGGGGAACGCAGCUGGGUGGGUGGGGAACGCAGCUGGGUGGGUGGGGAACGCAGCUGGGUGGGUGCGGAACGCAGCUGGGUGGGUGCGGAACGCAGCUGGGUGGGUGGGGAACGCAGCUGGUGGUGGGGAACGCAGCUGGGUGGGUGGGGAACGCAGCUGGGUGGGUGGGAACGCAGCUGGGUGGGUGGGGAACGCAGCUGGGUGGGUGCGGAACGCAGCUGGGUGGGUGGGAACGCAGCUGGGUGGGUGCGGAACGCAGCUGGGUGGGUGGGGGAACGCAGCUGGGUGGGUGGGGAACGCAGCUGGGUGGGUGGGGAACGCAGCUGGGUGGGUGGGGAACGCAGCUGGGUGGGUGCGGAACGCAGCUGGGUGGGUGGGAACGCAGCUGGGUGGGUGGGGAACGCAGCUGGGUGGGUGGGGAACGCAGCUGGGUGGGUGGGGAACGCAGCUGGGUGGGUGGGGAACGCAGCUGGGUGGGUGCGGAACGCAGCUGGGUGGGUGGGGAACGCAGCUGGGUGGGUGCGGAACGCAGCUGGGUGGGGUGCGGAACGCAGCUGGGUGGGUGCGGAACGCAGCUGGGUGGGUGGGGAACGCAGCUGGGUGGGUGGGGAACGCAGCUGGGUGGGUGCGGAACGCAGCUGGGUGGGUGGGGAACGCAGCUGGGUGGGUGCGGAACGCAGCUGGGUGGGUGGGGAACGCAGCUGGGUGGGUGCGGAACGCAGCUGGGUGGGUGGGGAACGCAGCUGGGUGGGUGGGGAACGCAGCUGGGUGGGUGGGAACGCAGCUGGGUGGGUGCGGAACGCAGCUGGGUGGGUGGGGAACGCAGCUGGGUGGGUGCGGAACGCAGCUGGGUGGGGUGGGGAACGCAGCUGGGGGGUGGGUGGGAACGCAGCUGGGUGGGUGCGGAACGCAGCUGGCUGGGUGGGUGGGGAACGCAGCUGGGUGGGUGCGGAACGCAGCUGGGUGGGUGGGGAACGCAGCUGGGUGGGGGCGGAACGCAGCUGGGUGGGUGCGGAACGCAGCUGGGUGGGUGCGGAACGCAGCUGGGUGGGUGGGGAACGCAGCUGGGUGGGUGGGGAACGCAGCUGGGUGGGUGGGGAACGCAGCUGGGUGGGUGGGGAACGCAGCUGGGUGGGUGCGGAACGCAGCUGGGUGGGUGCGGAACGCAGCUGGGUGGGUGGGAACGCAGCUGGGUGGGUGCGGAACGCAGCUGGGUGGGUGGGGAACGCAGCUGGGUGUGGGCGGAACGCAGCUGGGUGGGUGGGGAACGCAGCUGGGUGGGUGGGGAACGCAGCUGGGUGGGUGGGGAACGCAGCUGGGUGGGUGCGGACGCAGCUGGGUGGGUGGGGACGCAGCUGGGUGGGUGCGGAACGCAGCUGGGUGGGUGCGGAACGCAGCUGGGUGGGUGGGGAACGCAGCUGGGUGGGGGCGGAACGCAGCUGGGUGGGUGCGGAACGCAGCUGGGUGGGUGGGGAACGCAGCUGGGUGGGUGGGGAACGCAGCUGGGUGGGUGGGGAACGCAGCUGGGUGGGUGGGAACGCAGCUGGGUGGGUGGGGGAACGCAGCUGGUGUGGCGGAACGCAGCUGGGUGGGUGGGGAACGCAGCUGGGUGGGUGGGGAACGCAGCUGGGGGGUGGGGAACGCAGCUGGGUGGGUGGGGAACGCAGCUGGGUGGGUGGGGAACGCAGCUGGGUGGGUGGGGAACGCAGCUGGGUGGGUGCGGAACGCAGCUGGGUGGGUGGGGAACGCAGCUGGGUGGGUGCGGAACGCAGCUGGGUGGGUGGGGAACGCAGCUGGGUGGGUGGGGACGCAGCUGGGUGGGUGCGGAACGCAGCUGGGUGGGUGA
This is a messenger RNA of Closterium sp. Yama58-4, 13112 nucleotides long. The record is from the annotation of a GenBank genome assembly. Lineage: Eukaryota; Viridiplantae; Streptophyta; Zygnematophyceae; Desmidiales; Closteriaceae.